This is a messenger RNA of Peronospora matthiolae, 456 nucleotides long. The record is from the annotation of a GenBank genome assembly. Lineage: Eukaryota; Oomycota; Peronosporomycetes; Peronosporales; Peronosporaceae.
AUGGUAGAGCUGUUUUUCGAGGCAAUGGCAUGUAUAUCGAUCAGACAUUUGGGCGAGGUUCGCAAGUUUCUCGGCAUGCGAGUUCGUUUGGAGGACGAAAAGACGUGCACAGUGGAUCAACAAGCGAUUAUGGAAGAAAUGCUUAAAAGUCAUGGUUUGAAGGAGGCGAAUGGUGUUCGUGCGCCUAUCAGUGAAGAAGCUAAUGAAGUUGAAAAAGACCCUGUGUUACUGACAACGGUACCGAGACAAAGAGGCGAAUCAACGAUUCGCGAUUUUCAGUCGCUUGUGGGGAGCUUACUUUGGAUUGCAAGAUGUUCACGUCCGGAUAUCAGCUUUGCAGUUCACAAGGCCACGCGGAGCACUCACCAACCUACUAUAAGUGACUGGAAGCUGACAAAGAGAGUCGCAAGAUACUUAAAAGAGACCAAGAACCUCAAGCUCAAGAUGAAUUUUUAA